AACAUGCAACCAUGUGGGGCAUGUUAUUUUUAGUAUAUUAGUACUAUAUUUUUACAACUUUGUAAGGUCUUCGGCUAAUGCUGUGCCCGUAUACCCAUAAAAGAAGAAAAAGUAAUCCGUGAAAUCGGCUGCCAUCCUUAAACCAAAUAAAUCUUUUCAAACGCCAUUCAGAUAUGGAUCACUCAGGAAGUAAUCGUUAUGAAUUAUUAUUCAUAGACGACGAUGCCGGUACACACGCACAACCGGCAGAAACGGCUCCUAAGCAAAAGAAGCAAACUGCAGCGAACAAUGCGACAACUAAAAAAGCAACAACCGCUGCUAAUAAAAAAACAAGUCCAAAUGCCGAAAAAGAAAAUAAAUCUGGUGCGCUAAACAAGAAUGACGCAAACAAAAAGAUAACGGGUGCUCCUCAAACAAGCAGCAAGGGUAGUCAGGGAGCUCCGGGUGCAGCAACUAACAAUAAUAACAAGAAUCGUCCGAACUUUGAGGGUGGCGAAAACCGUAAGGUUGCAUUCAAAACACAAAACGGUGAAGGUCGCGAACAGCGCAAUAAUCGUCGAAAUUUCCGUGAAAGUGGUGGUGGUGGUGCCACCAAUGAAUUUGCCAAUGAGCAACGAGAACCACGCCAAUUCAGAGAUCGUGAUAAUCGCGGAGGACCACCACGUAAUCGUGAAGGGGGAUUUCGUAAACGUGAAUUUGAUCGUCAAUCGGGAUCUGAUAAAACAGGCGUAAAGGCUGUUGAUAAACGUGACGGUGCUGGAGCUCAUAAUUGGGGCUCGGUGAAACAAGAAAUUGAGGAUAUGAACAAAUCAGCAAACGAAACUGAAAUCACUCUUACCGACAAAGAGGAAUCGUCAAACGAACAAUCACCCGAACAGCCCGCUGCGCCUGAAGAAGAAGAGACCAAAGAAAUGACUCUUGACGAAUGGAAAGCCAUGCGUGGAGAACGCUCCAAACCCCAAUACAAUUUACGCAAACCAAACGAAGGCGAAGAUACAUCUGAAUGGAAGAAGAUGAUAGUGUUAAAUAAAAACAAAAAAAAAGGUGAGGAGAGCAGCGAAGAAGAACUUGAAUAUGACCCGUCCAUGUAUCCUCAACGAGUUGGCCGUCUACAGCGUAUUAUGGAUAUACAAUUUAAUUUCAAUGACGGCCGUAGAGGUGGAUUUGGAAGAGGCCGCGGCCGUGGUAAUCGUUCUGGCGGUGGUGGCGCUGAUAAGCCCCAACGCGUUGAUUUCGGCCGUGCCGAAACAGCCGUUGGAGGAGCUAGGCAGCGCUAUUUUGGUGAUCGACAAAUAAAACGCGGGCAAGUUAAUACUAACUUUAAAGUUGACGAUGAACGUCAAUUUCCCACUCUGAGUUAAGCUCAAUGCGACAUUACGGAUGGCAAAAGAAUCAGAAUCACACAACGUCAAGACAUUAUGCAUCAGCGCAUUUUAAAUUAUAUCAUGUCUUCAAAGCCAUCUCAUCACAUGUAGUCACCCCUACCAUCAUAAAAAAAUUUAUAAAUAUCCCA
Glossina fuscipes is the source of this 1513-nucleotide messenger RNA. It is a transcript of the gene vig2, whose product is annotated as plasminogen activator inhibitor 1 RNA-binding protein. The record is from RefSeq and is a predicted model, not a curated record. The transcript has 3 exons. Lineage: Eukaryota; Metazoa; Arthropoda; Insecta; Diptera; Glossinidae. Gene Ontology annotation, molecular function: RNA binding. The coding region runs from base 174 to 1361 and encodes 395 amino acids. Gene Ontology annotation, cellular component: nucleus; cytoplasm.